Molecule: messenger RNA, 1879 nt
Organism: Sander lucioperca (pikeperch)
Lineage: Eukaryota; Metazoa; Chordata; Actinopteri; Perciformes; Percidae
Gene: slc19a3a
Product: solute carrier family 19 member 3a
Exons: 7
Coding region: 359-1861 (500 amino acids)
Biological process (GO): transmembrane transport; vitamin transport
Cellular component (GO): plasma membrane
Molecular function (GO): vitamin transmembrane transporter activity
Source: RefSeq, a predicted model, not a curated record
GUGCAACCGUUCUCUUAAUACAUCCAUGGCUGCAACCAAACAGCGACGCAACUUUUUAACUACUUUCAUCGUAUCGUAAGUGCGGACUUUAGAGCCUGAAGUUACACACAGGUGGUGCAAACUUCAGCUGGAGUUUGUCUGAUUGCCAGUUUGAUUUUGACACGUUUAUCUCGGCUUGACCUGCACCGUCAGGGUAGCGCUGCUCUUUGACAAAAUAAUCUCAACACUUACACAACCUUAGUGUUUCCUACAACUAGGCAAGACGGAAAUAAUAGCAUGCAGAGGAACAUAAACACCUGAGACAGGUAGAAGAACGGCAGAAGAUGGUGGCAGUGAGGAGGUAGAAAAACGGCAGAAGAUGGAGGCAGUAAGGAGGUGGAGGGCAGACUGGAGGUGUCCCACUACUCUGCUGUGUAUUUACGGAUUCUUCAGCACAGUUAAACCCCUGGAACCUUUCCUCAUCCCAUACUUGACAGGACCGGAGAAGAAUCUGACAACAGAACAGGUAAACAAUCAAAUUUUCCCGGUGUGGACGUACUCCUACCUAUCUGUGCUGGUGCCAGUGUUCCUGCUGACUGACUGGCUGCGUUACAAGCCUGUGGUGGUGUUUCAGAGUGUCACCCUCUUCAUUACCACAGCAAUGCUACUCUGGCUGAAAAGUGUACCAGCCAUGCAGGCCAUGCAGUUCUUCUACGGGGUGGUGACAGCCAGCGAGGUGGCCUACUUCUCCUACAUCUACAGUGUGGUGGAUCAGAAGAGGUACCGGAAGGCCACCUCUUACUGCCGCAGUGUCCAGCUCCUGGGCUACACAGUGGGCUCUGUGCUGGGCCAGCUGCUCAUCAGCUUCAACCUCAUGUCCUACAACAACAUCCUGGUGCUUACUCUAGUUCUCACCGCCAUCGCUCUCCUCGUGUCCUGCCUCCUGCCAAUGCCACAGCAGAGUAUGUUCUUUCAUCGCAGACAUGCUGGUCAGAAAACAGGGACAGAGGGAGCAGAGAGGCAUGAAGAUGGGACUUGGGAUGAAACAGAACACACAAGCAUAGCAAAGAUAUCCCUGAAAGAAAUAAGAGAUGAGAAGGCAGAGGAAACAGAGGAUAAAGCAGGAGUGGGACUGGAUGAAAAAGGGCCCAGGACUGAGGACCUUGAGGAGUCGGUUGGUGCAGAGAGCUGCAGCCAAGUGCUCAUCCUGCUGUGGAGGGACUUCCUCCAGUGCUACUCCUCGAGACAGUUGCUCUACUGGUCAGUGUGGUGGGCAAUGGCCACCUGCGGCUAUAACCAGACUGUCAACUAUGUGCAGGUGCUGUGGGAGCACGUGCAGCCUUCUCAGAACUUAAGCAUCUACAAUGGAGGCGUGGAGGCAGUGUCCAACCUGUUGAGUGCAGCAACAGCUUACGGUAUAGGCUUUACUGAGGUGAGAUGGGAACAAUGGGGAGAGCUGGCCCUUGGUGGUUUCUCUGGACUUGGUGCAGCAGCACUCUUUCUCAUGACCUUUGUCGGCAACAUCUGGGUCUGCUACGCUGGUUACGUCAUUUUCAAGUGCCUGUACAUGCUGCUGAUAACAAUAGCCAUGUACCAGAUUGCAGCUGACCUGUCAAUGGAAAGAUAUGCACUGGUCUUUGGAGCAAACAACUUUGGAGCAUUGACUUUACAGACAAUCAUCACUUCUGUUGUGGUGGACAGUAGAGGACUGGGCCUGGGUAUCAUUCCUCAGUUCACCAUAUAUGCCAGCUACUUCUCAUUCAUCGCGGUUGUUUUUUCACUUCGGGGACUGUUUACCAUUUGGAGAGUGCAGAGAAACAACAAAGAUUCCCCACCUUCAGUCAAAAAUGAACCUCCAGUGUUGGACGAACACAGAUUCUGAAUACAAGGGAUUUGAUUU